CUUCACUCUUAUCACUCCUCCUUCUUUGAAGACUUACAGAUCGUCUCUGGGCUUUAAGAUUUGAAACAACAAACAUGAAGUUCACUGUGUUUCUGAGUGGACUCCUGCUGCUCUUUCUGCUUCCCGACUGGACAGAAAGUGUUGACACUGUGGACAUCAAUACUCUCGCCCGUAUUAUUAACUUCUUUGAGCAGAAAUAUAAGAGAGUCGAUAUAGAUGGACAUGCCCGUCAGUACGCCACCGCCAUCAAUGUGCCAAAGGAUCAGUGUCAACAGAACUUCAAUCUGAACACCUUCCUGACUCAGGAGAAUGCUGCGAAUGUGAAAAAUGCCAUUACUGAUGAAACAAACGCACUUUACCAGGGUUCAGAGCUCAUCGCUGCAGGAACUAGGAAAGUUGUAAUUAGUAAAAAAAAGCAAUACAACAUGCAUUCAGAGUCUCUCCUGCUGAAUCCUGUCGACAACUCACCCAUGAGCAAACUUUUGAAUAAAAGAAAAGACGGCUGCUCUGUUUUCUACACCUUUGAAUCUCCCUGUGUCGACACGUGUCUGAAUCCGUCAAGCAGUCACAACAUUAUAAAUGCUCUGGAGAAAUGGAAAGAACACGAUGGAAUUAAAGCUUUCGUCUUCAAGGGUUUCUGGAAGUUUGACAUUGAAAAAGAUCUUCAGACUGCGUUUAAGAAGAUUGCGGCUCAUGUUCCUCUCUUCCGCUGUGUGAGUGAGAAUGAGUGUUAUGCUUGUAAAGGGGAAGGAAACACUCCCAUAGAUGCACGCUGUCUGCCUUAAAGAGAGAUCUAACUGCAGUAACGUUCACCUCUUAUGCAAUUCUGUAUUAGUGAGAUCAACUAUCCUUUGUUUUGAUAAUCAGUAUGCUUAGAUGUAGUAGUAAAAUGCAUUUCGAAAAUAAUCUUGCUUGCAACUUGAACUAAUAAAAUACUUCUGCCUGGCAAA
Messenger RNA from Pimephales promelas (fathead minnow), 950 nucleotides. RefSeq lists its product as uncharacterized. The record is from RefSeq and is a predicted model, not a curated record. NCBI's taxonomy places the organism in Eukaryota, Metazoa, Chordata, Actinopteri, Cypriniformes, Leuciscidae.